This is a messenger RNA of Anopheles arabiensis, 7769 nucleotides long. It is a transcript of the gene sima, whose product is annotated as protein similar. Gene Ontology annotation, molecular function: DNA-binding transcription factor activity, RNA polymerase II-specific; RNA polymerase II transcription regulatory region sequence-specific DNA binding; protein dimerization activity. Gene Ontology annotation, biological process: regulation of transcription by RNA polymerase II; cellular response to hypoxia. Lineage: Eukaryota; Metazoa; Arthropoda; Insecta; Diptera; Culicidae. The record is from RefSeq and is a predicted model, not a curated record. The coding region runs from base 1473 to 6146 and encodes 1557 amino acids. The transcript has 12 exons.
UUUUGUGAUUCUGUGUGUGAAAGCGAUUGUGAUUGGAUGGAAGUGAUAUUGGAUGCGCUAUGCGAAAGCAAAACGUAGAAAAAAUCAGUUAAUGUGUGCAUUAUUGAACGCGUGCUGAGUGCAAAUCCUACCAGUGCAGUGAUCCCGAAACGUGCAGCAAACGGCAGCGUAUGUGUGCUGCUUUGGCGCUAUUCGUUUGGCCGCGAUAUUCAAGGUUUUUUUUUGUUUCUCCGUGCUUGCCUAUUGCCCUCUCCACAUCAAUAACAAGCGUAACCUUCUGGUAGCAGCAGCAGCAGCAGCAGCGAUAGCGAAGAGUGUGUGUGCGCGCGCCAGAUUCUGGGUUAACAGCGAUAUUUCCGUCGGUCAAGCAAGCGGGAGCUCGGGUUAGCACCUUCUGGAAGGUGUGUGCGUAAUUUCCCCUUCCCCUUCCGCGGAUCGGUCCGAUGAGGUGUGCGUGCGGAGACAAAGUGCAUAUGCAAGAAGCUAUCACUAGUAUUACGCACCAUACAUCUCGCUCGUAGCAUCAUCAUCAUCGCGCGUAGUAGUCAAUGGCAGCAGCAGCAGCAGCAGCAUAACUAGUAGUAGAAGAAAAAAGCACACACUCUCACAUCCGGAACCCCCUCAUCAACCGAUGUUGUUGCUGGGUGCCCGUCCGUUCGUUAAAGUAGGUGCAAGCGGAGCAGUAGUGCGUUCGAGGUGCGAACAACCAUUGGCACAAGCCAGACAGAACGAUUUAUUUUGGAUUUCUGGCCAUCGAACGAGAGGCAGCUGAUUGUGGCUGUGUGACGUCGUGACUCGUGCAAAGAAUAAAUAUCGAAGGAAGAAGAAAAAAAAAACAACAAACGGUAUACCGAAAACGCGUGUUGCAUGUUUCGAAGUGUUGGUGAGUGUAUUCUAUGUGUGUGUGUAUCUGUAUGUGAAUGACCAUCGUGUGCGUGCGUGUGUUUAUUUUGGUGUUUUGACGGUGGCAAGCAAAACGGUGCGUGAUUUCGUAACACGACAAGCACGGCCCUAUCGCCCCAAUACAGCCCACAACUGUGAGAUAGUGAGUGAAUUCAGUGCAUUUUGUAUGUGUGCGUGCGGCGUGCAUUGUGAAACUAAACUAAUACCGUGAGUGCGAGUGAAAGCGCAUCGUACACACAAGCAAAGCGAAACAUCACUAUCAAAAGUGCGUGUGUUCCGUUGCGAGUGAGAACCCCUGUAUGUGUCGAUGCUUAUUGUGUGCAUGCCCUUGUAUGUGUGUGUGUGUGAGCGUGAAAGUAUUGUGUCUCAAUUAGCAUAAUUGUAAAACAUUAGUGGAAAAAGCCGUGUCGUGUCUGUGUUUGCGCGGUUUAACUUGCUGUUUUGAAACGAAAAUUCCUUUACCCGAGGGGCUCUUUUAGACAAGCGACGACGAAGCAAAUUGAUAACUCUUCUGCCGGGUGGAAGGAACAGAAACAACAAUUCCCGCGAAGGAACUGCCGUGCCCAAGGAUGACGAAAACUGUAACGAAACCGGCGGACACGACGGGCAAAGCCGGGAAGCCCGUCAAAGAGAAGCGAAGGAAUAAUGAAAAGCGCAAGGAAAAAUCGCGUGAUGCGGCACGUUGCCGGCGUUCGCGCGAGACCGAAAUCUUCCAAGAUUUGGCCAGUCUGCUCCCGAUGCGUCCGGAAGAGGUGGAACAUUUGGACAAGGCAUCCGUUAUGCGCCUAUCGAUCGCAUUCUUGAAGGCUCGUAAUAUGCUGGAACUCUUUCCAGAUUUCCAGUCGAAGGAGCAAAUUACUAUCAAGGAAGAUAACGAUGUUUCAAUGGAUUCUAUGGAGGAGUUUCAGUACAACGAAGCUAAGCUGAGCUUGAAAUCGCUCGGCCUCGAUCCGGAAACCAUUGCCCUGCAAACCCUCGACGGAUUUUUGAUCAUUCUUUCCGCGGACGGUGACGUGACGUACGUUUCGGAAAAUGUCAACGAAUAUCUUGGCAUUUCGCAGAUCGAUAUCAUGGGUCAACCAAUCUGGGACUACAGCCAUCAGUGUGACCAUGAUGAGCUGCGGGAGGCCCUGAACGGUCGCCACCAUUCACCGUCGGAGCUGCUGAACGGUGUGGCGAACAGCGACUGCCGGCCGAUGGAAAAUCGUGAUUUCUUCCUGCGGCUGAAGUGCACGCUGACAAGCCGCGGUCGCAGUGUCAAUAUCAAAAGCGCCUCGUACAAGGUGCUUCACGUAACCGGGCACAUUGCGUGCAAAGAUAAGGAGGGCCAGCGCCAGCUGGUCGCUAUCGCUCGUCCGCUUCCGCAUCCGGCCAACAUCGAGGUGCCGCUCGGUUCGAGCACCUUCCUCACGCAACAUACGCUGGGCAUGAAGUUCAGCUACGUCGAUGAUAUCAUGCUCUCACUGUUGGGCUAUAAACCGUCGGAUUUGUUGGGGAAAUCGUUGUACGACUGUCAUCAUGGUACUGACGCGGAGCAUUUGAUGUCUACAUUCAAGCAUGUCAUCAGCAAGGGACAGAGCGAAACAUCUCGCUACCGUUUCCUGGCAAAAACUGGUGGCUAUGCGUGGGUCGUGACCCAAGCCACCGUCAUAUAUGACAAGCAGAAACCGCACAGUGUUGUGUGCGUGAACUACGUCCUAAGUGGUGUGGAAAACAAAGAUGAAAUUUUGUCGUGCGCACAACUGGAAGCACGCCAGCAACUAUUGUCCCAAGAGCCAGACAAGUGUGCCGAAAGCAAUUGUAAUCAUAGUGUCGUGUGUAGCAGCAACAGCAACGAUCAGUUACUGUCAGUAGAACCAGCAGUGAAGACCGUUGUGCCAAUCGCUGCUGCCGUCGCCCAGCGCGCUGGACUAGUGGAAGAAGUGAAGGCAGAAGAAACAAUCGCAAUCCCGCCGCGUUCAAAUCUCGCGGAGCCAACCGUUGUUCCGUGCGUUAAGCUCGUCUCCAACAUCGGUGCUGAUCAGAACAACGGCAACGACGAGCUCCUCGCUAGUGUUGGUGACAAGGUGUUGUUGUGCGUAAAGAACGAUUCUCCGACGGUAGUGUCCGGCGAGCAACCGGUGCCGCUGCAUAGUCGCGCCCUGCGCGAGCUGAACACCGUACCAGCUACGGUGCCGCCGAAACCGGCAUCAUCGACGGUCAGCCGUCCCGUGUCGGUUACCGCUUCCAUCUUUACCAGCCUCCCGCCGGGAACCGGUGCUUCCGGGACCGCCGACAAGGCACGUGCGGUUAACAAACCAACCGGCUGGGGUACACCACAGUCCGUUACAGCGAAGCUGUUCGUAACGCUUCCUCCACCACCGGUUGGUGCUGGUAUUGGCGGGACUACUGCUGGACCCAGUGGCAGCAAACCUCAGCACGCCACCGAAAAAAUCUUCGCCCCCAGGACGGAAGAUAUGAAUAAGGGAUUCUUGAUGUUCUCCGAGGAAGAGCCUGGAUUGACCAUGCUUAAAGAUGAACCGGAUGAUCUAACGCAUCUGGCACCGACGGCGGGUGACGCAUGCAUUCCGUUGGAAGAAUCCGGCACCUUCUUCAAUGAGAUGUUCGAGGACUUCAUCAUACCGGACAGCUACACGCUGCUACAGGACGAGCUGUGUUCGCUCGACUCGCAAGACACACGACUAGACGCGUCCUCGAUCGUGGUCCACCCGGUGUCCACCAGCGACAGCCUCACCAGCAGCCUCAGCGUGGCCUCAGUCGCCACCCUACCGCUCGGUACUGCCGUCUCCGGAUCUGUGGACGGAGCGGCAUCCCUGGUCAGCAAUGCCGGUACGAUUGCGGGCAUUAACGGUAGCCAAACCCAGCAGCAGCACAACUACGCGCCAAGCUCGAGUGCGUCCGCCGCGUCCCCGUCGUCGUCGUCGUCGUCCAUAUCCGUGUCCUCAUCGCCCGUGCCAUCGUCACCGAGCAGAUCCCACAUUUCGUCCAACCCAAACUCGCCCUCCGGUACGUCGGGACUCGGUUCGUCCGCUUCCAGCACCGUUUCGACCGUGGACGGCCGUCGGCAUUCGAUGACGACCAUCGGCAGCAGCAAUCAUCAGCACAACGCCACCAGCAACGAUCCCUUCAUCAAUUAUCGGGACGAGGUGAACGAAGUUAGUCCCUCGCCGCAUUUACUGUCGCCCGGCAUAUCGAAGAGUCCCGAAAGCAGCAGCCUGCCGUCGCUGUGCAGUCCGAACGGUUCGCUGCCGGAAGAUGAACUUGCAUUUAUGAGCCUUAACAUGGACGAGCUCGACCUUUCGAUGCGGGCACCGUACAUCUCCAUGAGCGAAGUGGACGAUCUGCCACUGCUUACCUCGGACGACCUGCUGUGGGGUGUGCCGGCGGCCGCGAUCGAGGGUAACGCGACCGGCACAUCGAUCAGUGCGUUCGGUCUUUCCGGGAAGUUCUUCAUCAAGGACGAGUUCACCGCAAUCGGAUCGGCCGGGAACGGGACCGAAACCGGCAGCUCAUCUCUGGCGGACCCUUCAGCCGCUUCAUUGCCGCACACAGUACAACACUCCCUGCCGGUGGACAAAGAGCACAGUCUGCUGCUCAGUGCGGUAGUCGACACGAUUGCUGCGAAUGGUGCCGGCAGCGUGGCCAGCAGCAGCUCCGGUUCGAACGACCUGCCCGCCACAAACAAUAGCAAUAAUGACAGCAAAUCGACUGCAGCAUCGUCCGCUGCGUCGAUCGACUCUAGCCUGGCGGCACUGCUGUGCGGGGGUAAUGUCAUCAGCAUACAGUCGGACACGUCCAACCUAUCGCAACAGCAAUCGAUCGGCAAUCAGCUACUGAUAUCGCACACCAAUGCCGGAAGCCAGCAGGAACAGCGCCACAACAACCAGCCGCAGCCACAGCAAUCGCCCCUCCAGCAGCAGCAGCAGCAGCAAUCAUCGCUGAACGGUUCACAACAACGGCAGCAGGAGGCAGGUCCGAAGCGCAUCAAGCUUUCGGAACACAACCUCCUGCCCCACUCCAUGGUUGUGCUGCCGGCGAACGUAAAGCUAUGCGAUACUUGGAAGUUCGACGAUCUGCUACAGCUAAACGGCGGCAGUAUCAGUAUCAAUACAAAACCCGGUACACAGCAACAGCAGCAGCAGCAAGCGAUCGUGCCGCAGACAAACAUUAUCGCAUCGUUCGUCACGACCGCCGUCAAAAAGCCAUCCCCGGCCGGUGUCAACGGUAACAAUAAGCGCACCCUUGCCGGUGUUAGCGAAUCUGCCGACGACACGGCCGCCGGCAACAAUUGCAAGCGUCUCAAAUCGUCCAGCGGCGCCGGUCCAGCACCGUCGGCACCGCAGCUACUGCAGCAGCUAAUGGCACCGUCGCCGGUACCGCAGAAGCUCAAGUCCAAGUCGCGGUCCGCGCAGGACGGUGGGGCCGGUGGCCGCUGGCCGAAUGGGCACGCGGGCGGCAACGCGGGGCUGCUGCAGGAACAGUCGGGCAACUCGGUCCUGAUGAAUCUGCUCGUCAGUGGGUGCGAUAAAACCAUUCCCCUGACACCACCGGAAAUACUGAUCGAGAACACGGGCAUCGUAGAGCUUUCGUCCGAUGGCAACACCGCCCGUCCUGACAUGCUGUUCAAUCUUGGCGAUGAGGACGAUAAUGGCGUGCUGUUCAGCUCGACCAAUCCACUGAUCGGUGGACAAGCACCACUGAACGAUGCACUCGCACGUCCACUCACAAUUCAGACGGAGCAGCAGCACGGCACGGCUUCCGGUGCUGAGCGUGGCUGUACCCCGGCCCAAGGACCGAUCGGUGGUACACCCGGAAAGCUGUUCGGUGGUAGUGGCGCUUCAGCAACAGCCCCCAACAGCCAAUUUUCCAUGCUCGUUUCGCCCAGCCUACUGACACCGACCGACCUGGAGAUAUGGCGCGCCAUCCAGCAGGGUCAGCUCGAUCCGAAGAAGAUUCCCUCCGGGUACGGGAGUGGUACGGCCGUCGGGGCAGCAGGACUCAUCCCGAAGUCUCUGUCCAGCACACCGACCGCACAGCUGCUGUCGGCCGCCGACCUGCUCGGGGGCGAUUGUGCCGGCGCUAAUCUGCUCGCCGAACUAGAAAACGAGCUAGUAGGCGGUGGCGCUGCUGGAGGUUUGUCAGAUGUCGGCACGGGAUCGAACAACGGUCGCAACGCAGCCUUUCGCACGAUUGCUGCCACCGAGGAGGAGGGAGCGUUGCUGCAGCAGGGCAUGCUGAUUUGAUUGAUGGAGUCAUUUUAAGCCCCCUUGUUUUACGUAUUUCGUUGUUCACUCUUCACACUUUGGCAUUUCUUUCGUGGGGUUUCUUGUUUUGCAUUCUGAGUUUUUAUUCCGAUUACCAUUAGCCUGAUAAGCCAUUUCAAUCUUUUCGAACGGGUAAUUUUUUCUCUUUUUUUUACUAUUAUUUCCAUAUAACCGGUAGUCGUAGAGAACAAGCACCGAGCAGAGCAGAGCAGUGCAAGAGAGUGGUACAAUCUCGAAAAUGCAUUCAUUCUCCACAGAGACAUGUGGCGAUCGUAGGUUUCAGAAAUUAAAAAGUUUGCACAAUUUUCAGUAAUAUAGUAAUAUUUUAGCAUGGAAUGUGUUGAAAAACUCUUGAAAACAAAAGAGAAAAAAAACAGAUAAAAUCAAACAAACUGGAAAACGAAACAAAUCUACCUUCAAAAAAAGGUAAAAAAUAGCAAACUGAAUUAAGUUUAGCAAGGUUUCAUAGAAGAAGAAGAAGAAAAACAGAGUUAAGAAAAGAGCUUAUCAAAUGAAAUGAGAAAAAAUAGAUACCAAUACAAGGUGCAACAACUGCUAACAGAUCGGUUAGAUAUUCUUCAACAAAAACUAUAACAAUUUUGUGUGUGUGUCUUUUUUUUGUUUGUACGUAAAAGUAUUACAUUGAACAAAUUAGUUCACUUAAAGAUACUUUCACAUAUUUUAUAUCAACAUUUGGUUCCAUUUCCGAUUAUCAUGCAACUUUGCAAGUCUUUAAACACACACACAAACAAGUAAAUACCAGCAACAGUACAAUACAAAUCGAGCACUUGUAAACUUGAAACAAAGCCACAACUAGCAAGUAAGAAGACUACGUAACAGAUAAACUGUGCAGUUUUAUAAUAUCGUCUAAACUAAUCGACAAAACAAACAAUGGCAAAUACAAAUGACAUGCAGUUAAAACUUUCAGCCGACAGACCGACACACUGUUAGCGUAGCGAAAACAGAAAUGUGGAAAAAGGACAGUGAACAAAGAGUACAACUUUAUAUCGGUGUAGUAAUCAGUAACUAAUCAGCUCCACAAGUGUGUGUGUGUGUAUGUAGCGUGUGUGUAGUGUUCCGACGUAAAGAGCAUAAGUCUCCAAUCAAUCCAAUACGGUAUCAAAUUUAACCCCAAAAAAGGGGAAUUCAAAAUUUUACCAAUUUAACUAUUUUCUAGACAGUAAUUUGGCACCGUUUUUGUCUUUUUUUGGGUUUGGUAUAUGUUAUGUUAUGCACAAAACUGUAUGCAACAAUUAUUAUGCACUACACACACCACUGCAAGCUGCAGCUCGUGUGGUUAAGCUAAUUAUGUGUAGAUGUGUAUGUAGAUUCAUAAGAUGGUGGUAGAAAAUUAUAUUUUUCGCUUUAUAGAUGUUUCACGUUAUAUGUUUUCCCUUCUUCUAAUUUCUACGCGGCAAUGUAUGCACGAAAUGUUUGAUUUGAUGAAAUAUUUCUUUACCCAAGCCACUUUGUGGCGGAUUAAAGAACGAUUGAAAUUACCUCUUCACACUGCAACGACCGCGUUUAAAUGAAACUAUUUUUUUGAUAGCCCUUCUAUGUGUAAACAUUACUAUUUAGGAAUAAAGAUGAACAGGUUAAAAA